Molecule: messenger RNA, 10198 nt
Organism: Porites lobata
Lineage: Eukaryota; Metazoa; Cnidaria; Anthozoa; Scleractinia; Poritidae
Source: the annotation of a GenBank genome assembly
AUGGACACCAGACCAAGCAAUUCCCCAGUAAAAAGGGACACUUCACAAGCAAGUGUGUCAUCAUCAAGCUCCAUAGGAGAAAAACAUAUAAAUUUUCUAGGAGAAGUAAGCAGCAUAAACACUGAAAAAAAGGACAAUAAAAUUGUUGAGCAGGUUCAAAACAUGGCUCUUGAGAGUGGCAACAGGGUUAGUAAUCACUUAACAACAAGUGUCAAGAACAAGUCUGAAAUGUUUGAGGAGGAGGAAGAGGGUGAACUUGAUUAUGAGGAAGAUGAAGGAGAAAUCCCUGGAACACAUGACGAGAGAAAUGGGGUGAAAAAUGAUACAGAUGGAGAUAAAGAGGAAGGGGAGCUAGAAGAAGAUGAUGAGGAGGAGGAAGGCGAAGAGGGAGAAAUUCUUUCAGAUGAGGAUGAUAAGGUAGAAGGAGUGGCUUAAUUUCAUAAUUGCUGAAAGAAAAAAAUGUUAAUAACUCUCUUAAUGUAGCAACUUGGGUGUACAAGCUUGAGGUAGAGCACCUAACAAAAAUUCAGUUUCAAAUGAUUUGUUUUAGUGUUGUAGGAACUGUAGCAGAUUUGAAACAGAAUCGGUGUAAACAUUCAGGAAAGUAAGUGGCUUUGACUCAUGUCUCUGCUUGCUACUUUACAAGGCUGUGCUCUAAGAAAAUGGAAUGUAGCCCGGUGCUCUGGACCUGUGAAGGGUGCCAAGUGUAGGAUUUCUGUGAAAAAGCUAAGAUUUCUUUGUUGCCUAAGAGCAAAAGUUAAAGGUCAGGGACCACUGGGCCCUACUGGAGUACAGCCCUGUUUUAUUUAAUGAUCUUUAGUAUCUCUCAUCUGUCACAGAAUACUGACCAGUGUCUCAUACUUAUUAGGGACAAAAGAUACGCAUUGAGAAAUUAUUGGUAUGACAGUGUUGUUAAGUCUGGCCAUCCUAGGGUCAAUAAAAAAGUUCAGUGAUUGCAGGGGUUAUCAGGAAAAAGCCUUUUAAAAAAAUAAUGUUUUGAUUGUGACAGUAUAAUAGUAAUAUUAAUAAUCACCACAUUUGUUACAAUCCUUCAGACUGCUGGAUGUUUUCCACCAAUGAUAGCAAUCCUAUGAAAAUCUGGCUUAACAACCAGUGUGGUGUGCACUACAUACCCCUCUAGUCUCAGUUUUAUUAUAAAUAAUUGUUGAUAAAAUGUAUACAUAUGGGAUAAAUUUUGUUAUUCUGUCUAGGGUACUGUAUCAGAAAAGAAAUCUCAGGAAAACCAAGAUUUAACAGUGACCGAGGUAACAGCAUAUAUUUUGUUGCUUUGAGAGCAACCACUCCUUCAUUUUCCUCUGAUUCGGUUAAACCGUCAGUUACUUGAUGCCUCUGUUUAACUGCAUAUAGCUUUGUUAGCAGACAGGACUGUCAGUAGAAUCAGCUGGCUACUUUAAGUUUGAAAAUUAGUCACAUAACAAUUAUGCAGAAUUUGUGGGACAAAUGACUUGUUACUUCCUCUUAGAGACAACCCUGUUACUUAUCAGUUAGUAGCUGAUUUCUAAAUAUGUUUGUUGUUAGACUGAUGGCCCAGAAGAAGGUGAAGUUAUUGAAGAAGGAGACUCGCCAGGUAUGAAGGCCCCACUACUUCAUCAUGAAGAGUCAAGACAAUCCCAAAUUUCAUUUUGUUACAAAAUAUCAUCCAAGAGCUUGCAUUUAUAUGAAGUUGAACAUGAUCUCCACAGUAGAAUGAACAACCUAAGUUGCUGAAAAAGAACCAGAAAAAAUUCGGGCUUGACCAGGAAUCCAAUUCUGGCCAUUGACCGGAAGCAACGAUUGGUUGGUCACAUAACAGCAUUUCAUUCAGACUCAAAAGUUAGGACUAUAUGAAAUGUGGAAUAUGAAAUAAUCAAUUUUGUUUCUCCCACACUUGUGUCAUGCUCAUUAUCAUAUCUUUCUCAUUCAUUUACCCAGGUCAAAAUUCACAUUCUUUCUUUUUAUUUUCUUAUGUCACAUGCAUGAAUGCACAGUUUGUUGAUGCUUCAGAGGACACAAUAUUGUGUUUGUCAAUAAAAUUAAUUGAAAUCAUUGACUCCUUUUGUAAAAUUAUGUCAGCAUGAUAGAAAUUGUUCUUUUCAAUAAUUUUGUGCUUUGAUUAAGUUAGAUCCUCUGUAUAGUCUCCCUUAUCCUUUCAUAAUAUAUUUUAUACAUUGAUAUGGUAAGACCACCCUCACCAGGGUCAAGUAUGAGCAGUUGAUCAGUAUUUAACUUAAUUGCUUGGUGAAUUAUUAUAAUUAUAGGGAGCCAGUCUCUAAGAAGAAAGGUCUGCAGAUAUUUUACGCAUGGUAAGUAAGUUUAUCCAUUGCUGAGUAACUUUUUUGAAGAAACACAAUAAUAUUAAAACUGACAACAACAACAAUAAUUACAGGGCUCAAAAUAAUUUCAGGGGAGUGUCCAGACAUGAUGACCAGGCAAAUUCAUUUUAGCUGGAUCACAUAUUGUUUCUGGCCGGUCAAGAUAGCUCUUAAAACAGGGGCCCAUGAACCAAAACUGGCAUCAUAUGUUUCCAAGAAAGUCAUUGCUUAGAACUUAUAGCACUUUAAAGCACUCAUUGUUAGCAAUAAAAAUAAAUUACAGCGGUGAAACGAGAAUAAACUUACGUGUAUUAAUAGGUACACGGUUAAAUAUUAUUAUCGUGUACAUUAAAUUUGUCUGGUGCCUCCAAAUAUAAUGAUUUCUGUCGUAUGUAUCACGAUGUGAGAUCUUGAUCCUAAAACUCCACCAGUAAUCAAUGUUACUCCCCGUUACAACAGAAGAAAAUUGGUUUUCUUUGAGAAAAUUAGCAACUAAAAGUUGAAAUAUUUUAAUUUUGUGACUGGAAGUGCAUGAACCCCAAUGUCUGUUUCAAUGCACGAAUUGUAAACAGUGGUUCUAGUUGCAUUUCACCCAGGAUUUCAGAUGAAAGUUCUGUAAUACACAGCGACUUGUUGCAUACUGAUAACAACUGAGACAACUUAACAGCAUGGAAAUUUUAAUUUAUUUCGUUUUCAAUAUGAUCGAAUGUGUCUGGUCAACAUGACCGGCAAGACGAAAGGUUGACCAAGCAACUCUUCAAUCAGACCGUUGACUGGCCGUUUUUUCGAGCCCUAUAUUAGUGUUGUUUUAGUGCAACGUGUUCACUGAGUUAUAAUUGAUUGUACUUAGUUCCUUUGCUGUACUCUUUUUUUCUUGUUUAGGUUUUUGCAAAAAAUCAUUCAUUUGUGUUUUUUCCUUCUUUUUCUCACCAGGUGGCUGUACCUGGGGAAUGUCUUGCAGAUUCCUUCAUCCAGGCCUGAAUGACAAAGGUAAAGUUUAUUUAUUGCAGUCUAAAAUGCUCAGUAUUGAGUGACAGUCCUAUCCAGUUCUUAUGAAAGCCAAACCAUUUUAUUGCAGUAUUUAAAAUUCUGAAAAAGGUGGCAGCUGUUUUCUCUUCCUUUGUUCCUACUUUCACGCAUUACUUAUUUUAUUCCUUUUGCGCCCCUUGCAUUGGCAUUCUUUGAUUGAUAGGUGCCUAUCAAAUGCUGCCUAUUCCUGGCCAGUACCCAAGCCCUUUUCCUAAAGCUCCAACAGCUGGCCCAGCUGUUCAUCCUGAAACCAUGGUACAAGCUCAUGGGAUGACAUCUUUACCAGGCCAAGAUGAUGGACAGAUGGUCAGUAUAAACAUUUGAUGAUUGGUUAACUUAAAGUUAGUGACAUAAACACUAACAAAACAGGCAGUAGACUUGUUGAACAAGUUCAAGACAUGGCUCUUGAGAGUAGCCACAGUUAACUGUUUUGUCCUUUGUACUAUUGGAGCAAAUGUUACGUGUAAUUUAGCAGCAAACUAAAUUGUACAUGGACCAAACAAUUGCAUGCAGGGCCUUAAAAAUUUACAUCGUUUAUUAGUUUGCCAUUUCAAAUGUUUUAGUGAAGCGUUUGCAUGAUUUCAGGAAGAUGAAUUUUCCGAUCGAAUGCACUUGAUUCCAGAAGUAGCAGCUCCACCCAAGAAAGAAACAGCAUGGGAGAGGGGACUGAAACUAGCCAAGGAAGUAAGUUGAUUAAAAUCAUCAAUUGAUGCACAAAUGUCCCAAGCUCACUUUAUGAGUGGAAGUUGCAUUAUAGGCGACUAUUGAGAUGUUGUAUAAGAAAUAAAAUACUGAGGCCUGCAAACGCUAAAUAUCAUUAUAUUGUACCUUUUCUUUCAUAAAAUUUAUAAAGAAGACUUACUUUUGAUGUAUUCCUGCCUUUUUGGUGUGAAUUCAUCAAUUUAGUCAUUUUUUGGGCUGUUAUUGAGUGAUCCCUUUCACUCCCUUCAUAAUACAACGUAAAGGCUGCACAGAAAAACAGCCGGUGCUCUGGACCUUGUCUACAGUUGAAGGCAGUUUUUAGCCCAAAAACCCAUUGAAUCGCAGAUUUUUCGACCAGAGGCAAAGUUCUAUCAUCACUACACCCCAGUAAAUGUUUAAAAGUGAAAUAUCCCCAUGCAUGUUGCUGGAAACAAGCAUUUUCUAGCGCUAUGUCCAAAAUACCUUCUUUCGGCAAAUGCUGUGAUUUUGAGAGUGGACACAGGGCUUGUGUCGGAGGUCAAAUUUCACUUGACCUAGGGUGGAGCCACCCUCAUGACCUCAGACCAACGCCCUGUAUCCACUUUCAAAAUCACAGUGUCUGGCAGAAGAAGGUAUUUUAGUCAUGGUGUCAAAACGCCCAUUUUCUUCAACAUGCGCGGGGAUAUUUUGCUUUUAACAUUUACUGAGUUGCAGCGAUGAUAAAACUUUGCCUCUGGUUGAAAAAAUCUGCAAUUCGAUGAGCUUUCAGGGCACAAAUUGCCUUCCAGUAAACAAGCUUCAGACUACUGGUUGUAUUGCUGUGCAGCCUUUACUGUGUAUUAUGAGGGUAGAUACAGAGGUCACACAAUAACAGCCAAAAAGUCAGAGUCAAACUUUUCAUGUGACAAAAAAUUGUCUGAGUUAAGUUCAAUUAUAACUCAUACAAGUUGCAUUUGUCUCAGUAAAAUUUGUCUGAGUAAGUUUAAAUCAACAAGAACUUUCUAUCCGUCUGCAUCAGUUCAAUGUAAUGUGUUUUAUGCAUAUUAUUAUUAUUAUUAUUAUUAUCAGGAGCAUUUGUUAUUAUUUAUGACAUGUUUUAAUGACUUCUCUUUUCCUACUAUCGUGUCUUCGUACCAAAAUUUUUGUUAUUUGUUUGCCUAGUGAGUAUUGUAAAGCAAAGUGGAAUAAUAAUAAUUGUUUACAAUCGUAAUUGUUUGUAAUAAACACAGAUAAAGAAAGCUGCCCAGAAGCGAAAAGAAGAAGAUGCUGACUUUCAGGAGAAGCGCAUGGUCUUAGGUAUUACAGCUGAUGAAAAUGAUGAUGAAAAUGAUAAAGAAAACUUAAUUCGGCGGCGUGAGAUGGUGCGAGCCACCAGGCUGGAGAAGGAGUCAGUGUUUGAUGAAGGUGACAUGAGGCAUCGCAGCAGAGGUGGAGGAGACAUAGUAACACGGUGGAGAGACAAAAAGCAACCAUCUCCUGACCGGGUUAGUAACAAAACAAUACGGUCAAACCCAGCUUUACGGAAAGUUUGCUUUGUCCCUGGGGAAAGAAAGCCGUCACAUUUUCUCCAAAUUCAACCCGCUUAAUACGGACACUCUGUUAUUAAGGACUAUUAUUAAUUGUUAUUAUUAUUAAUAUUAACACAGUAAAUUCUACUUGUUGUACAAUUUCGUUUUUUACCUUUUGGCAUAAUUUCCACGUGCCGUUUGAUUCGUUUCUUCGGAGUUUCGAAAUAUUUUAAAAAUCUUUCGCCUUUUUUCUCUUUAGGAACGCGACAGAAGAAAACGAAGAGGAAAUCGUUCGCCGUCGUCAUCUCCUGAAAGGUACUCGAAUUUAUUGUUUUAACACCACGUUUUUCCGCCAGUCAUUUGUGAGAUGUUAACUCUGUUAAACUUUAUCGACUUAAAUGAUGGUUAGCCAGAUCUAUGGGCUUGAGAUUUGGAGUUCUGAUUGUUAAAACGUUAGAUGUUUAUGUACUGUUUUCUAUCAACGCGCUACGUAAGCAAGAUGUUGAGGUGACUUAAUUUUCGGUCUUGUCAGGGACAGACGAAAUAGAAGAAGAGGUGGAGAGAAGGAAAAACAUAAAGGGAAAGUCAAGGAAACUUUGCGAGAACGAGAUAAGCAACGAACAAAAACAGCGACGAAGGAGACGGAAAAGAAACACGAGGAGAAAGUUAAAAAGCAGAAGGAAAAAGAGUCAGACGGCGGGAAAGAAAAACCGGUCGCGGAGGAGGGUAAAAACGAGACUGCAGUCAUACAAGAGAAACCCACUGAUGUAAAAGAACAAGCGAGUUUAGCCGAGAAACAAGAAAUAAAAUCUGAAGAUAAAAAAACUGAUGAUGAAAAGAAGAAAAGGCUGCCUCAGGAAAAAAGCGCGGACUUUGAAUUAAAAUCUGAAAGGGAAGCAGGAAAGAAAGAUGAAUUAGUUGAAGGUGAUGAAAGAGAAAAACCCAGGGCAAAAGCACUUGGAAUCUCAAGCUCUCGCCUUCCUAACGAUGAGUGGAUGGAUCCAUGGCAGAGAGUAACCUCGCCAAAGCGACACUCAGCAUCAUCACGCAGCUCCCGUAGCCGCUCUUCAUCAUCUUCAUCGGAUUCCUCGCGCUCCUCGCGGUCGCGCUCACGCUCCGGAUCAGAGUCACGCUCCACAUCACGAUCUACUUCGCGUUCACGGUCACGCUCAGUUUCAGAAUCACCCUCCAGGUCAUCUUCGCGAUCGCGCUCAGGUUCGCGAUCACACUCGCGUUCACGAUCCGGCUCAGUUGCAUCAGCGAGCGAUCAUUCAAGUUCCUCAGGCAGCAGUAAAGAAGUAAAGGCUGCAGCAGCAGAUGAAGGAGGUGAAGAGAAAGAUGCACAACAAGCUUCACAUGAUUCAUCAGAAUCAGAAUCGGAAUCCGAGAAAUCAGAAUCUAAAUCCAAAUCACCUACACCAGCAGCGCGAAAAAGCCCUGCUAAACCAAAAACCUCCCCUGACAAAGGACCUCCCCGGACCCCACCCCGUACCCCACCAGUGGAAGAAUCAUCAUCAUCAUCCUACCGUAAUGCUAAAGACGGUGGGAAAAAUCGUUAUGAGUAUAGUCGAGCAGAAAAAAUACAAAAAUGGCAGGAAGGGAUGAUGCGUCAGGGAUCACCGUGGGAUCGGCGAGUGGAAAGGACCUCAAGGAGACCAGUGGAUGGUUCUUACAGGUGGGGUAUUACUUGCUUUAUAUUCAAUUCCAAGUGAGAUGAGGUUUUAUCCUCUUCAAACAUUCAGGUCCACAGUUGGUUUAAAAAUAAACUAAUUAGUUAGUGUUGCUUUAUCGUCGCUGGCUGGAUUCAAUUAAUCCGUUAUGUAGUCCUUGCUUGUAACACGGCCCACAAGCCUUGGCGACGCAACAACAACUUCAACAAUUUUAUUCUUUGCAUGCACAAGGAGUUGAAUAGCUUGCCCCUCGGUACUUGUGAAGCUAAAUCAAGUAUAUACAUUUUUAUUUAUUGCAAAGAUCAUGAAUACCAUGAACGAAAACCAAUAAUUAGAAAAUCACGGCAAACUAAGCUUGCGUGAUUUUUCUUUAAAUCGUUCUGUAUACUUUUGAUUGUAAACACUUACUCUAAUAUAGAGUUUGUUUACUGAGUGCGUUAAGUUAAUUAACGGAAUGAAACUUAAAUGCCUAGCGAUUGCUAAUCUUCACGGCAAGGUUAACUACUUUCGGUAAUUGAAUAAAGAUUCAUAAAAGCUUCUGAAAAAGAAUAAAUCAAUGUUCUUAUUUUGUAUGCUUUUUGCUACUUUCUUGAUUUCUCUACUUCCUUAUUUUCUAGUAGAGAUCGUGCGCAUAAUUCCCGGAGGAAAAGAAGUCCAGAGUUGCGAAGAAGAUCGCGGUCACCUCGGUCCAGGGUAACCAUCUUUAUUUUAUCGUUUGUUUCUUUGUUCAUAGACAAGUUUUUUUAUUGCAAAGCUCCCUUAUUUUACAAAGGUAGCACUUUACCUAGUUUUUUUAAACUUUAAUUUAUACAAUAAAUUAUCUGGUUCUUUUCUUCAGAAUGAAGAACGACGGCGACCGGAAGAAGGAAGAACGUAAGUGGACUUGCUUUCAAUCAAUCUUGUUUUAGCCCAGUUGUUUGUGUUGAAGUUUCCAUUUUUCUUUCUUAAAGGCGAGAACGUUCUUCUAGUGCUGACAGUAUGGAGCAUGCUUUAGCUCGCCCCAGUUCUCCCCGUGCAACAAGAGAAAGAGGUGGAAUGCACCGCGAGUCCAGUGUUUCAUCCAGCGGUAGUGAUAGUGCAAGCAGUGAAACUGGAAGUGAAUCAGAGGAGGAGCGCCACCCGGUCAGAACGCGCCGAGCGGGGCCUGAGGCCGACCAGGUCAAGCAAGCGCCAGUCGUGCCUUUAUCAAGUGGGAACAUUCGAUAUACCGGUCAUAAAGAUAUAAAGCUCACUCUAAAUAAGGUAUAAAGAUAUAAAGCUCACGCUAAAUAAGGUAUGCUGAAUGCAUACACCUUAUUCGAUGGUUUAGCAUAUUACGUGCGGAUAUUUUGCGAGUUGCGUAGUAUUUUUCCGAGCCUUGCAGGGGCGAGGAAAAAUACGAGCAAUGAGCAGAAUGUCCGUUCGUAUUAUAUGCUAAACCAUCGAAUAAGAGGUUUAUUAUUCCACUAAAAAAACUGUUAUUUUGCCUUUGGCCCCUAUUUUUUGGUAAGAGUAUUCACUGAACAUUCUGAUUCCGUCUGUGAGAAUGACGUUAACAAUGAGCGAAAUUGUGAAAGGUUUGAACCCAGGAGUCAUUUCAAAGUAGGCUGAGUUUGAUCGUCCGGGUGAACGUAGUCCCGAGUAGGACUGUUGUUGUUGACAGUGACUGACGUUUCGACAACCUGUGCGGUAGUCAUCUUCAGAGUCAAGGUGAGUUGUAUCACGUCAGUUGAUGGUUUCACGUCAGUUGUAUCAACUGACGUGAUACAACUCACUUUGACUCUGAAGAUGACUACCGCACAGGUUGUCGAAACGUCAGUCACUGUCAACAACAACAGUCCUAUUCAGGACUACGUUCACCCGGACGAUCAAACUCAACCUACUUUUGAAAUGAGCAAGAUGUUCGCGCGUGUUAUAUGCCAAACCUUUGAAUAAGAGGUUAAUUAUUUUACUGCAAAAGAAAAAUACUCUGACGAAAACUCCGUCUUCGGGGAAGUCUCUCAUUAGUACUUGCUCAAUUUUUUGUGGGUGGGAGGGGAAAUGGGGUGGGGUGGGAGUGAGCGCUUUGUUUAGUUUGACUGGGAAUAGGAGGGAGUGUGUUGGGGGUGGGCGAUUAUUCGAGGCUGGGCGCUUAUUACCUUUUUCUGCCUUUAGGACGGCUGCUUAUUCGAGGUGGGCGCUAAUUCGAGAUUGGGCGCUUAUUCGAAUAAAGACGGUGCUUCAACAUUGAUUUUCAUAUCUUGUAUCGUGUAUUACAAAGUGCUCUAAGUGACCUUUCAUGUAAUGUGGAUUCGGUUUGUUUUCAUUACAGUCCGUAACAAGAACAGAGAACAGGGAACCACCCAAGUCACAAUCCCAGCAUUCACUUCCCGCAAGGACAGACCCAAGCGGUGAAAAACUUCAGACAACAACUAAAAAGCGAACACGUGACCCGUCGCCAGUCUCAGAACAUACUAAGGAGAUUGUUUCAUCGUCUGUCACUUCCCAGUCCACUAACAAACCCGACAAACGGUCGGUGAAUUCGCAAGCUGAAGCAGUAACGUCUGGUAAAGCAAAUUCGGCAAAUACUUCUUCAAGGAGAGAGGAACUUCUUCGCGAGCUCAAGGCUGUCGAGGACGCUAUAGCUAGAAAACGAGCUAGAAUUGAAUAGCACUAAAAAUUCGACAGCACAAUAAAAGAAGAAACAAGGAAGAACUGCUCGACUUUCAGUGUGCAUUCCGGUAAUUGGAUGUAAAAUAAAAGUUCUUAUUUCAUCGCAGUUAUGAAUGUGAAUGGUGUGUUGAACUUCCCGUGUCGUGCAAAAUUCGACUAAGGCUCUUCAUACGUUCCACCUAACGUGACGGAAUGCUGUGGGUAGAGAAUAUUAGGAUCAGGACUGUUAUGAGGAAAGAGCUUGUGGUUAUUUAUUUAUUUUUUUUGUCAAUUGUGAAUUGUAACCUUAAUCUUAAUCCGGUUUUUUUUCUUGGAUGUGUUCUUAUAGGGUAAUGGUAAGGGCCUAGGGCUAGAUUAGAAAGUCCAC